Funneliformis mosseae is the source of this 217-nucleotide messenger RNA. NCBI's taxonomy places the organism in Eukaryota, Fungi, Glomeromycota, Glomeromycetes, Glomerales, Glomeraceae. The record is from the annotation of a GenBank genome assembly.
CGUCGCAUACAGUACCCCUGGUAUUAUUCAAGAAACCCAGCUUAGAUUAAAUAGUAUCCUGGAGGGGGAUGAAGGGGAUGAAGAGGGCGAAGAGGAUGAAGAGGAUGAAGAGAAUGUGAAGGAUGAGGAAGAGAAUAGAUAUGAAGAAGAAGAAGAUAGAUAUAAUAAAGAAUUUAACAGUUACUAUGAACAAGAAACAAAUUACGUUAACGUAUAG